Molecule: messenger RNA, 2016 nt
Organism: Penaeus monodon (black tiger shrimp)
Lineage: Eukaryota; Metazoa; Arthropoda; Malacostraca; Decapoda; Penaeidae
Exons: 13
Coding region: 16-1731 (571 amino acids)
Biological process (GO): spermatogenesis
Molecular function (GO): metal ion binding
Source: RefSeq, a predicted model, not a curated record
GUUGAGUGUAUUUCUAUGGAACUGGAUAAUGAUUCACCAAUUUUACAACUUACAGAAAGCGAUGUUGAAGAUAACUUUACAAUACCUGUAGAAGCUUUGCCCAAUGUGCAAAUCCCGCAUCAGGAUCUGGCUUAUGACGGACUACCAGUACCUGCUAUGGUCUCGUACAUUGAAUCUCCGGGUCUUUUUUAUCUUCAUCUUGUAAACAGUGAGACAGCAACUAUAGACAGCUUCUGUAGUUCCAUGACGGAGUACUACAAGGGGGAUACUGAACCUCUACAAGUAAAUCGGUUUCCACUGGGGUCCCACUGGGCCGUCUGUGGCAGUGAUGGAUUGUGGUAUCGGUGCCAGAUACUUUCCAACCUGUUUUUAGAUAAUCAGGAUAUCCUAGAAGGUGGGCCGAGAAUGAAAGCCCGUUUUAUUGAUUACGGACACUGCACUGAAGUCAAGGUUAAGGAUGUCAGGGUCUUGGGGGAAGAAUUCACGCUGCUGCCUGCCCUCGCUGUGCCUUGCUGCCUGGCCAAGGUAUACCCUCAGCAUGCCUGGGAAAAGAGUCCUUGGCCCUUGGAAAGCAUCGAAGCUUUUCGGAAGUUGUGCGGAGACCCUGACUCGGUCCUUCAGACUUAUUUCACAAGACUUAAUUGGAGCAGCAGAAAUGAGGUUAUUUUGGAAACUACAGAAGGCCUGGUCAUCAAUGAAGAACUUGUCGUCCAGGGCUUUGCCGUAUCGAAAGUUUUGCUUCAAGCUGUGAACAAAGAUGAGGUAUCGUGUGAAGCCACUAGUGAUCCUUCAGAAGCUGUGGAAAAUUCAGCAGAUUUUGAGACACUUCCAUCUAACUGGGAAUCAUCUGAGAAGGAAAGAACGCAGAAAGAAGAAAGUGUUGUAUUCGUGGGGUUCAGGAAUAGGGACGAAUCACGCUUGUGCAAAUAUUUCCGAAGGAGACGUCGCUGUCCAAGAGGAGAUGCAUGUCAGUGGGAACACGUCAGGCAAUACGAGGGUGUGACUGUGGCGAGGGAAGAAGUCAUAGCAGAUUGUGGUGUGCCUUCACUUCCGGACAUUGGAACCAUCGUCUCGGCUUGCGUGACACAUGUGAACGCUCCGUCUCAGCUGUACAUUUUCUUUCCUCAUGGCAUAAGCGACCUUCGUGUGUCAGAGGACGUGUAUGAGGAAAAUCAAGAGAGUUUCGCUGCAUUGUUUGAAGCCAUGAGGGAACAUUACAAAAAUCCCCCUCGUAAACUUCGCCCAAUGCUACCAGCUUGUGGAGAACUGCUUGUGUACUGUCGCGCGGCGCCAGGAGGGGCGGAGUGCCUGAGAGUGAGGGUGCUGGAAGUCAAUGACCAGUGCGAAAUCCCCAGUGUGAAAGUUUUGUUUUUAGAUGUGGGCAAUAUAGCCUGGGUCAAAGAAGAUCAGUUGCAGCCAUUAGCCAUACAGUUCAGUCAUAUGCCUCCACAGGCUAUAGAGAGCUGGCUCGUUGGGGUUGAUUCAGAUGCUCGCUGGAAUAUCGAAGCUGCUACAUACCUCAAAGAAAUUACAAAUGACCGCAUUCUCGUUGGAUAUGUGGAUGAGGUGCAUAGAGAAUCUCAUCGCGUUGGUAUACAUUUGUUCAGUACAGAUGAUGGAGAAGAUCUAGAUAUCAAUGCAGCAGUUCAGGAAUAUGUGGAACAUUGUAAACUACCUCUAAGUGGCUCAGGAAAUUCUUCAGAACAGAAAUACAAGGACUUUGUUUUGUAAUUAGUUUAGUCAAAUUAAUUUUCUGUUUAUCAUAUGUUUCUUAUUUUUGAGUGAGGAAUACUGUAAAGUCAAGAAUGUAGUUAGUGAUGCUGUACACAAAAAAUUAUUUGCUUUAAAUUUCUUAUCUUUCCCUAAAUAUUCAGUGAUUGUAUUGCAAUUCAAGAAAGAACUUUUUAUGUUCAUGAUCAUCAUCCAUUGUUUUUUUUUAUAUAUGUCAAGAUUAGCAUAAAAUGUGUAUGAUAAGAAAGGACUUAUCAUACGAAGAAUAAACCACUUUCAAAAAUA